Molecule: messenger RNA, 1280 nt
Organism: Rhincodon typus (whale shark)
Lineage: Eukaryota; Metazoa; Chordata; Chondrichthyes; Orectolobiformes; Rhincodontidae
Product: adenosylhomocysteinase A-like
Exons: 9
Coding region: 147-1280 (377 amino acids)
Biological process (GO): L-methionine cycle
Cellular component (GO): cytosol
Molecular function (GO): adenosylhomocysteinase activity
Source: RefSeq, a predicted model, not a curated record
GUCCGAGAUGCAAAUGAGGCGCGCGGUGUGUUAAAAAGGCGCGGGAGCGCGCGGCACGGCCUUUAGCCCAGAGACCGGAGCGCGGCACCGGGACAAGAGAGUGCGGCUGAUCCAGAUUUGUACAGAGCUUCAUUCCGAGCAGUAACAUGUCGGACAAGUUACCCUACAAAGUGGCUGACAUCACGUUGGCCGAAUGGGGUCGUAAGGCCAUUGAGAUUGCAGAGAAUGAGAUGCCUGGUUUAUUGAUGAUGAGGAAGAUGCAUGCGGAUUCUAAGCCACUAAAAGGAGCCCGGAUCGCAGGCUGCCUCCAUAUGACUCUUCAAACUGCUGUAUUAAUUGAAACCUUGACAGCACUUGGAGCAGAGGUCCAGUGGUCGAGCUGCAAUAUUUUUUCUACUCAGGAUCAUGCAGCCGCAGCAAUUGCCAAAUCUGGAGUUCCUGUGUAUGCAUGGAAGGGAGAGACAGAUGAAGAAUACAUUUGGUGCAUUGAACAGACUCUGUAUUUCCUUGAUGGAAAACCCCUCAACAUGAUUUUGGAUGAUGGUGGGGACCUUACGAAUCUGGUUCACAACAAACAUCCUAAGCUGUUACAAGAUAUCAAGGGUAUCUCUGAAGAGACUACAACUGGAGUGCACAAUCUCUAUAAGAUGUACAAGAACAAACAACUUAAAAUUCCUGCCAUCAAUGUGAAUGACUCUGUAACUAAGAGCAAGUUUGAUAACCUGUAUGGGUGCCGAGAAUCACUUAUUGACGGUAUCAAGCGUGCCACCGAUGUUAUGAUUGCUGGUAAAGUAGCUGUGGUGGCAGGAUAUGGUGAUGUGGGCAAAGGUUGUGCACAGGCUUUGCGAAGCUUUGGAGCCAGAGUUGUUAUAACAGAAAUCGACCCCAUCAAUGCUCUACAGGCUGCUAUGGAAGGUUAUGAGGUCACCACCAUGGAUGAUGCAUGUAAAGAGGGAAAUAUAUUUGUGACAACAACUGGCUGCAAAGAUGUCAUCCUGGGAAGGCACUUUCAAGAAAUGAAAGAUGAUGCGAUCGUUUGUAAUAUUGGCCAUUUUGAUAUUGAGCUGGAUGUGAAAUGGCUGAAUAAAAAUUCAACCAAGAAGGUGAACAUUAAACCCCAGUCAGCAGCAUCUUGUUCGCGUGCCUACUUGUCUGCCCUCAGCAUGCUGCAGUGCUGUAGCAAAUCACAGCGCAGACUACAGGAGCAACAUCGCGUCUUCAAACUAGGCGGUUUACAACCUUCUGGGCUCAAUAUUGAGUUCAGCACCUUCAAACUGUGA